Monodelphis domestica (gray short-tailed opossum) is the source of this 20480-nucleotide messenger RNA. The record is from RefSeq and is a predicted model, not a curated record. NCBI's taxonomy places the organism in Eukaryota, Metazoa, Chordata, Mammalia, Didelphimorphia, Didelphidae.
GGGGAGGCUUGUUUUAUCAGAGAACCCCUGUGACCUGGGAGCUGCUUCCAGUGUUCCUGUUGGAGGGAAAGGCGUGCCCAGAGUGAUGGCUGGAUUGAUAGGUGUGUGUUUUGGGCCAUUUGAGCUGACCCUAAAUUUGAAUGGAAGGAUGAAGGUGGUAGGAAAUGCUUAGGGGGAACUGCAGAUCUCUCUCAUUUACCUUAAGCUUCCCAUAAAAACCAAGUUUGGUCUUUUCAAUAUUAACUUCUCACUUGUGUGUAUAGCAAGGAAAUGUAAAUACCAAAGUAGAAUUGAAAAUAAAAUAUCCCAGAUAAAGGGAUGAAUGGUUAGUGUGAGCAGGCUGCAAUAGAUAUCCUUUUAUUGGUGAAUCUGUUCUUCAAUGAGGUGGUUCAGUGGAUUGAGUCAAGCCUAGAGAUGUGAGGUCCUGGAUUCAUAGCUGAUCUCAGACAUUUCCUAGCAGUGUGACCCUGGUCAAGUCUUUUAACCUCCAUUGCCUAGUCCUUACCCCAUUUCUGCCUUGGAACCAAUGCAUAGUAUCGGUUCUAAAACAAAAAUUUUAGAGUUAAAAAAAAAGUAAGCCCUUUGAGGAUAGAAGAAACGGCACAUAUUUGGAAAUAAUUUGACUCUGUGGGGGAAAAAAAAAACCCAAUCUCAUUCUUGGGACUUCAGAUUUUUCAGACAAUCAGCCACCUGUUAGUUGUGAAGGCAUCAUUCCCCCUGACUGUCCCAAGUGAAAGUGUUUACUCCUUCCUUUUGGAAGUUCUAGCCUGCAGUAGUUUCAGUCCUUUGCCCUUAAUCUUUAUCUUUCUUGAAUUAAUUACUUGAGCAUUUGUUAUGAAUGAAUAAUAUCCCAUAGAUUUAGAGCUGGAAAGGAUCUUAUGGGUCAUCAAACCCAGACACCUCAGUGAGGAAAAUUGAGGUCCAGAGCAAUGAAAAGACUUGUUCAAGGCCACAUAAAAAAUAACAGAACUGGGAUUUGAAUGCCUUUGCAAAUCUCUUGAGAGUUUGGCAGUAUCUUAUCUUCCUAUCCCCCAAGUGCCUAGCUCAAUACCUUUCACAAAUUAGGUAGUAACAAAAAUUCCUUGAGUAACUAAUAGGCAAAAACUGAAGGAGAUACAAAAAUAAUUAGGUAAGAUUAGUUUCUGCAUCCCUGAAGCUUAUUUUCUGUUGGGAAGUAGGCAUAGAAGACAAUAACAGAUAAUCAUAAUGUUCUACAUUAGUGAUGUCAAAUUCCAGUAGAAAGCUAUCCCUGUGGACUUCUUAUUGACUUAGAAAACCACAAAUUAACAUUAUGUUGUAUUGUAUUUUUAUUCAUUUUGUUAAACAUUUCCUGAUAACCUUUUAAACUAGUUUGGGCCACACUUGGGAGAUUUUUUUACAGGCAGAAUUUGAUACCUCUGUGUUCUACACUUCAUGGUAAUAACAAAAGGAAAGUCUGAAAGGUCAAGUUUUUAUUAGCAAGAGAGGUGGGAAAGAGCAGAUAUCAUUGAAGACUAUGGAUGAGGAAGCAUUUGAAUUUGGGCAGUUCGGUGCUGAAAUGGAUAGAAUACUAAGCCUGAAGUCAGAAAGACCCAACAUCUAAGUUCAAACCUAGUCUCUGACACUUUAACUAUUUUGUGACCUUGGACAGGUCAUUUAACCUCAGUUUCCUCAUCUGUGAAAUGAGCUGGAAAAGGAAAUGGCAAACCACUAUCUCUGCCAAGAAAGCCCCAAAUGGGGUCACAAAGUCAGAUACUAUGCAAAAAUGGCUGAUUGAAAAAGGAUUUGAGUAUCACUUUAAACAUGGAGAGGAAUUCAGUAUUUGAAGACAGGAAUGGCAGGCUUUUGGCAUAAAGGGAGCCUGUGAACUGAUGCCCUGAGAGAGAAGAGGACAUGGAAAUGGGAAGAGCUGGAGAUAUAAAAAUUAGAAUGUUGGGAGAAAGCAGAGUAGGCCAGUUUGCCUGUAGGAUGCUGGAAAUGAGGCAGCAGAUUUCCUGAAGGCAGUAAGAAGACACUGAAAGGUUUAUAAGCAGAAUUAAUCAUUAAACAUUUAUCAAGAACCAAUGAUUUGCCAGACACUAUACUAAACUCUGGAGAUACAAAAAGAGUCAAAAGUCAGUACCUGCCUUCUAGGAACUUACAGUCUGAGGAAGAGUGACCAGAUCUAUGCAUAUGAAAGAUUCUGACUGUAUGUGAGGGUGAAAAAAAAGUGAAAAUGAAAAAGUAUAAUAGUUCAGACAGAGACAGAUGGUUUUAUGGUGUGGCAUGGAUUUUGUAGUAAGGCACCCUAGAGUUUAUAAAAUCCAGUUCUGUGCCCCCCCCCCAACUACAUUUUUAAAAGGAGGAAAUUAAGUUUAGAGAGUUUAAGUGAAUUAUUCAAAAUUAUAAAGAUAAGUGGCAGCACUAGAAUUUGAAUCCAGGGUCCUCUCUGACUCCAGAAAGUGAAUUUCUACAGCACUAAUGCUGCCUUCCUGGAUGUAAGAGAAACUGGCAGAGUAUAGAAUCAAAAGGUCUUGGUAAUUGGUGUUGGAUGUACAUAGAAGAUGGAGAGAAUAACCUAAGAUAACUAAAGGUUAUAAACUUGGGAGACUAGGAGAGUUAUGGGUCUCUGUCAAAAAUAGUAGAGGUAGGAGGAGGAGUUGAUUUAGGGGAAAACAAUGAUGGGCUCAGUUUUGGAUGAAGGGAGUUUGGUUUUUUAAAAAUUGAUUUGAAUCUGUUUAGCAGUGAGACAAGUCUCAUUCCUAUCAGUUGGAUUUGUUCCCUAUAGAUUUACUUGGAGGGGAGGAAGGAAAUCAAUGAGAAAUAUAAAGGAAUGAUGGAGGGAAUUCUCUAGUGAGAAGCUGGUGCAGAAAAUACACAAAGCACUUGGAAACCAAAGUAAUUUAAGUCAAUAAAAUUUUAGUGUGAAAUAUUCAGGUAGUUGAGACAGAAGUAUUUAGGGUAUUGUUUUGUUGUUUCUUAAAAAUUUGGCUUCUGUUGUGUGGCAUAGAUAACCUUGUGGUUUUCUUCUAAGAUUUACAAAUAAGUCUAAGACUUUAGGGGCAUAGAUUUAGAAUUGGCAGGGAUUUUGGAGAUCUCACAGUCCAGACCUUUUAUUUUAUAGAUGAAAAAACUAAAGCCUAUAAAGGGGAAAUCACUUACCCAAGGUCACAAAGAAAGAAGGUAACCUUAGAGGAGACAGUCCUCUUUAGCACAGGGAUUUGGGGUUUAGCCUGUGAACAGAUGUCAGGGGGUCUGUAUACUUGGAUAGGAAAAAAUAACAUCUUUUUUCUCCCUAUUCAUUUCUAAUUGAAAUUUAAUGUUUCCUUCAAUUAUUUGAAAACAUUUUUCUGAUAAAUAAUUGUGCUUGUGAGCUUCUUGAGGUCUAGCAACUGUCUUUUGCCUUUUAAAAAAUUUUCCAGCUCUUAGCACCAUGCCUAAUACAUAAGUAGGUGCUUAAUAAAUGUUUAUUGAUGAUUGAUUGAGAAAGAGUUCAUUGGUUUCACCAGACUGCCAAAGGAUCCAUGACCAACAAAAAAGUUCAUAUUUUCAGUUUCAGUUUUUUUUAAUUAAGCAUUUUAAAAAAUUACUCUGUCUCUCCUACUAUACCUCUUUCCCCACCUUCUGUUGAGAUAAAAAACAAAAACCUCAAAAUAAAGCCCUUACUACAUAGACUUUUAUAGCCUGGCAAAACAAAUUUCCACACUAGCCACAUACAAAAAUGGUUGUCUCUGCAUUUUAAAUUCAUCAUUGCUCUUUCAGAGUUGUGGUUUAUCAUUAUGUUAGUUGGAGUUCUAAAGUCUUUAAAAGUUGUUUUUCUAUAGUUUUAUCAUUGUAUAAAUUAUUCUCCUUGUUCUAAAUUUAAUUCAUUCUGUAUCAGUUCAUAGAGAUCUUCGAAAUUUUGCUGCAAUUUGUCCCUUUCAUCAUUUCUAAGGAAAUGAUACUAUUCUAUUACAUUCUAUCAUUCACUUAGUCAUUCCCUGAUAUGAGGACAACCCCUUAGUUUGCAAUUUUUGGAUACUAUAUAAAGUUCUGCAAUAAAUAUUUGUGUACACAGAAAUCCUUUUCUUUUUUCUCUGAUAUCUUUUGAGGGGAGUAUAAGGCCUGUUGUCUUUCAGUCAUUUCAGGUAUGUUUGAUUCUUUGUGAUCCCUUUUAGGAUUUUCUUGGCUAAGAUACCAGAGUGGUUUGCUCAUUUUAUAGAUGAAAAAAACUAAGGUGAUUUGACCAGGGUCACCCUUGAGUUAGUUAAGUGUCGGAUGAUGAAUUGGAACUCAGAUCUUCCUGAUUCUAGGCCCAAUGUGCUCCAUCCACUGUACCACCUACCAGCCUGGAAUAUAGGCCUGGUCACAGGGCAUGCACACUUUGGUAACUUUCAGGACAUUUUUUCCAAAUAAUUUCCUAGAAUAGGUGGUCUAAUGGUCAAAUUCACAACUUCACAACAGUGCACCAAUUAGUUAAGAGUCCUUUUAUGCUUUCAGCUGAGGAGAUAAGGAAAACCUUUUUGCUGUAGAGGGAGAUGAAUGGAAAGAAAGGAAGGAAGGAAGACUGGGAAGGAGGAAGGAAAGAGAAAGAAAGAAAGGUGAGAGAGAAAGAGAAAAAAGAAAGAGAAAGGGCAAUAGCAAAUCAGGGGGCUUUAGGAAAAAGGGGGUUAAUGCAGAGGUCAAAGGGAAAUAAGGAGUAUAUAGGUGAGGAAUAGCAAAGUGGUCAAUACGGCUGGAUAAUGAAUGAGUUGGAGGGGUUAUUCAGAGGAGGUGGUAGGUACUGGGGCUGAGUUUUUUUUUUUUUAAUCCUUACCUUCUGUAUUGAUUCUAAGGCAGAAAAGAGGUAGGGACUAGGCAAUGAGUGUUGAGGGACUUGCCCCAGGUUACAUAGCUAGGAAGUGUCUGAGGCCAGUUCAUUUCAACUAGAAAGAAAUGACAAAGGAGGGGAUAGAACCAGCCCUGGAGACAGGAGAUCCUGAGUUCAAAUGUGAUCUCAGACCCUUGCCAGCUGUGUGACCCUAAGUAAGUCUCUUAACCCCAAUUGCCUAGCCCUUACUGCUUUUCUACCUUGGAACUGAUACUUAGUAUUAAGUCUAAGACAGAAGGCGAAGAUUGGAAGGAAGGAAAGAAGGGUGGGAAGGAGAAGAAAGAGAAAGAAAGAUGAAAAAGAAAGAGAAAGGGCAAUAGUAAAUCAGGGGGGCUUUAGAGUGGGAGAAAGGGGGUUAAUAUGAAGGAAGUCUAGCUAAGAUGAUUGGACCCGGAAUAUGAAGGGCUUUGAGGGGAAGCAGUCCCCCCCACCUUGUUUCUGUUAGAAAAGCAGGAAAUGGAGAGGGAGUACAAGGAGAAUCUUCCAGGUAGGGAGGUAGAUGUAGCAAGGAAACUCAAAAUUUUAGUUCACUUUUAAAAUAUUCCAGGAUUAAUUCUUCCUCUAUGACAAAAACUAGCUUAGUUGCAUGUAUAUCUUUGGUAUAUCUUUUUCUCUUCAAGAUCCUCUAAUUCUCCUCUCUCGGCCUCAGUUUCUGCCUCUGUAAAAUGAGAGUUGCUCUAAACCCUCUAUUAAAUCCACCCUCCCUUCUUCCCUGAUUCUCCCUCUGUCUGCCUCUUGGCUAGGGAGACCAUCCUUUGGCUCUGGUUCUUACUGAGCAAAGGAAUGCAAAUGCUGUCCCAUCCCCCAUCCUUUAUAAUAAGUGACAUUUUGUUAAAUCAGUUAUCCGAGGCCUUAUCUGUAUUUCUGUCUAUGCUGGUUUAGUCAAAAUAGGAAAGCCAGUGAAUAUUAGAUUUCUCCUCCCCAACCCCCCUCUACACAUGAACAUUUAAUGCAAGAUUUCUGAUAGAGGAGGGGCAAUGUGUCCUUGAAAAAAAUAAAUGCUAUGUGCAAGAAAAAAAGAAAACAGAAGAAAGGUUGAAGGCUUUGACUUGUAGCAAACGCUGUUUUCAGCAGCUGUGAUUUUCAACCUCCCUCCUCCUAUUUGUUUUUGCUUUCUUUAAUUUUUUUUUUAAUUAAAAGGACUUGCUGGGUUGAAUUGGGUGGGGUGGUGAAUGGGGAGACUGUGGUGGGGAAAGCUUUGAAAUCUCCGGUUUGGAGGAAAUUGAAUGCCAAAGAGAUUUAUGGAAAAUAUAUCUAUAAUUGUGGUGUAAUAAGAUGAUGGACACAUGCAAAAAUUGCAAAGGGGAAAAUAAUUUUUGUGUUUAUGGAAAGUCUACAUGUAGUCUUUCUACCAGAUUAGGAUAUUUAGGGGAGUGAGCGAGGGUUCUUUGAGGGGAUUUUCUCCAUCCACUAUCAGUCAGUUGAUCAAUAAAUUAAAGCCUUUAUUAAAGUGUCUCCCUUGUUCCUAGCACUGUGCUAACCAAUGGAGAUACAAAGAUACAAAUUAAAUAGACCUUUGUCCUAGAGAACCUUAAUUCUAUAGGAGGAUACAACAUGUAGUAUAUACAAAACAAAUAAAACAGACACAAAGUAACCUUGGAGAAAAUACCUCCCCCUAGCUCCAGCUUUCUUAAACUAGUUAUCCAGUCUUUUAGAAAUAGCUUGUUGGAAUUCAGGAUUGUGUCCCACUUUGGAUCUAUAUUAUAGCCUCUUAUUAAUUUUCUUGGAAGUAAAUUAUAACAAAUUUUGUUUUGACAACUUUUACAGAAUUUUGACAUUACUGAGAAACAGGAGGCCUUAUUUUGUUAAUAUUUUGUAAAAACCUCACAAGGCUUUUAUUUAAUUCAAUCUUAUAAGCAUUUUUUAAAACACCUACUGUAUAUAACUACUAUGCUAAGUAGGCCCUGGAGAUUGGGGAAAAGGCACAAAGGAGUCCCUUCACUCAAGGAGCUCACCCUCAACUUUACAAUAGCUUUAUACAUAUACACAGGAGAAAUUUAGGAGAGAUUUGAUUGGGAGCAUUAGGGCAUCACAGAAUUAGUGCUAGAAAUUUCUGUUGUAAAUUUCAUAUCAAGGGUCAGCUGGGUGGCUCAGUGAAUAAAGAGCCAGGUCUACAGAAGGGAGGUCCUAGGAUCAAAUGUGGCCUCAAACACUUCCUAACAGUGUGACCCCAGGCAAGUCAUUUAACACCCAUUGCCUAGCCCUUAUUGUUCUUCUGCCUCUGAACCAAUGUUUGGUAUUGAUUUUAAGACAGAAGGCAAGGGUUAAAAAUAAAUAAAUUGCAGUCUUUUAAAUAAAUGCAUCUAGUAUUAUUAAAAUUUAGGGUUCACAGAUAAAUAUCUAGAGAGUUUUCUAUGGUCAAGGUCGAUAGGGUGGGUUCUUAUAGAACAAUAUUUAAGAGAAAUAAACAGUCCAGUUUUCUGUCCCCAGGAAAAAUCAGAGCAGUAAACAUUUAUUAAGCAUCUGCUAUGUGCCAGGCACUGUGCUAAGUGCUGGAGAUACAAAAAGAGGGAAAAGAUAGUCCCUAUCCUGAAGGAACUUAGCAGUCUAAUGAGAGAAGCAACAUACAAACAAAUAUGUACAAAGAUGUUCAAGUGUAAUUAACAAUUUUUAAAAAAUAAAUUAAAAUUUAAGGGUGCUGGUGGUUUAAAAAUUGUUCAUUUAAAAUGUUUAGCGAUUUUUUGUUUUUAUAUUCAUUUCCCACUAUGCCCAUAACUCAUUCCCUGUUCCAUUCCCUGCUCAAUUAGAUCACCAAAAAGUUUUAAAACUUCUUAUUUAAAAAAGAAGGAAAAGUUAAAACUAACCAACAUAUUUUAAAAGGAGGGUGUGACUUUUCAUUUCUCUGGGACUAAGCUUGAUCAUUAUAAUUUUUCAGCAUUCAUUUUUAGUUUUUUUUUCUUGUUCUUUCUGUUUAUAUUGCUAUAGACUUUGUAUUGUUUUCCUGGUUCUGCUCACUGUUCUUUUGGUGGUUCCAAUUAAGUCUUUUCUAUACUUCUCCCUCUUUACCAUAUUCAUAAUUUCUUAUAGCACAGAAAUAUUCUAUUACAGUCAUAUACUUCAAAUUGCUUAGCCAUUCUCAGUCUAUGGGCAUCUCUUUUGUUUUUGGUUAUUUGCCAGCUGUGUAUUUUUUGCAAGGGGGGGGGAGAAGUUUGCUUCCAGACUUUGAGGGAUUUGGCUGAAAACUUGUUCUCUGUAGAAUAUAACCUUUUUGAGAGCUGAGACUUUUCAUUUUUGCCUUUGUAUUGCUAGCAGUAGGUACUUUAAUACAUGUUUGUUUAAUAGAGUGUACCUUUCAUUUUUUCCUUAUGAUUCAAAGGAAAGAAAGGAAACAAACAUUCAUUAAGUGCCUACUAUGGGCCACACAAUGUGCUAAGCUCUUUACAAAUAUUAUUUCAUUUGAUCUUGACAACUACCCCAAGAGCCUACCUACGUAGGUGCUAUUAUUAUCACCAUUUUACAGUUGACAAAACUGAGGUAAAUUGAAGAUAAGUGGCUCGUCCAGGUUCAUACAGCUAGGAAGUGUCUGAGGGUGGAUUUAUUAAACUCAGGUCUUCUUGAGUCAAGGAAGUUCUGAGUCUGUUGACCUCUGCCAUAUAGUUGCCUGAGAAACUGGUUUCUCUCAUUCUUUCAGUUUUAGUUCAAUCCUAUCCUGACUCCUCUCUGUCCUUAUGUCUCUGUCCUAUAAGUCAUUGGUUCUUCAUUUUUUAUCAUUUCUUUGUCCUCUUUUUUUUUUGUCGAACUGCCAUUCCUCUUUUACUCUUACCCCUCUGGUUCUGAUCAAAGCCAAAACCCUGACCAUAAAACAAUAGUCUCAGCUUUUUAUCAUACUUAGCUCAGUUUGGAUCUUUACCUAAGUCUUGCAUCUACUUCUGGGCUCCACUAUAUGUAUAGUCAUUAUAGAAUUAGAUGAUUUAGGUUGAUAAAUCAUUUUGUUACUCUUCAGUUGUUUCCUACUCUUUGUGACUCCAUUUGGGGUUUUCUUGUCAAAGACACUGACUGGAUUGGUUGGCCAUUUUCUUCCCCAGCUCAUUUUAUAGAUGAGGAAACUGAGGCCAGUAGGGUUCAAUGACUUGUGCAGUCAGUCACACAGCCAGGAAAUGUCUGAGGCCGAAUUUGAACUUGGGAAGAUGAAUCUUUCUGACUCAAACAUGCAUCAGCAAUGUUCUCUAACAAUACUGAAAUGUUAAUUGGGAAAUAAUUAACAAAUAAAAAUAUAAUAGAACUCAGCUAAUGUGAAUAUGUGGUUUCUAAGUCGAUAGAAAGCCUGCUUGUAAAAUUUAGUGAUCUAUAUUUCUUAAAGAUUUACUCCAGUCUCAUUUUACAGUUGAAGAAAUUAAUACCCAGAAUGGUAAGUGACUUGGCCCAAGGGUCAACAGGUGGAAGUGUCAGAGUAGGGAUUUGAAUCUUGAUCUGACUGCUUAGUCCUUCUUCUUAGAAAGAAGCCAAGAUCAUUGACAUUUUGGAAAAUUAAGUUUAUGCUUAGAUGAACUGUAAUUGUUUGCCUUAGAAGAAAGAAAAUAGGGAGGAGAGUGAGAACCCUCAAAUGAGGUGGUAUUAAAUGUAGUGGAAGGAACAGAGGAUGACUUGAGCCAUCAGGAAACCUGGAAAGCUCUGCCUAUAGCCAGUGGUGCUGCUAAUUGCCAGGGAGUAACUAAGUGGGCCAGUGGAUUGAAUGCUGGUCCUGGAGUUCUGAGUUCAAAUGUGGCCUCAAAUACUUUCUAGCUGUGUGACCCUGGGCAAAUCACUUAAUCUCUGAUUGCCUGGCAAAAAUAAUCCAUUGGAUCUACUGGAAAAGGAAAUGUUAAAUCACUCAAGUAACCUUGCCAAGAAAACCCCAUGGAUAGCUGUGGUCCAUGGGGUCACAAAGAGUCAGACAUGAUCAAAUAACAAAGCUGCUGAUUCACUUAGGCCCUGAACAUCAAUGAAAAAAAAAGUCUUUUAAAGUAUAUUUAGAUGAAUUGGAUUAUUUAUUUAUUUGUUUGUUUAUUUAUUGUUUAUUUAAUGUAUAAGGUAAUUAUUUACCUUAGAAGAAAGAAAAUAGGAAGAAGAAUGAGAACCCUGAAAUGAGGUGGUAUUAAAGUGUGAUUCAUAAUAGCCAUCCCUACCUGCUUCCUAAGGUUCUUGUCAAGAUCAGGAAGCUUUGUAAACUUCAGGCUUUAUCAAAGACAGUUAUUGUUUUAAUAACAAGAUUUGGUGUCUUGAGUACAAAACAUGGAAACAACAGUUUUUAAAGAAUUGAAAAUGAUUAUUACACAGAAUAAUGGAAAGGUGUAUGUUGAGUGUGAAGAGGCAGUAACACAUUGUGAACGAGGAAAUCAGAAGAACAGGAGUAAAAUAUAUUAGCAAGCAAAUAUAUGAUAGAAAAAGAUCUAUAAUAGAAAGAAAGGUAGAAAAAAUAUGUGAUAGAAAAAGAUAUAUAAUAGAAAGAUAGAAAAAAAUCUAUGAUAGAAAAAAUCUAUGAUACCAGAUGGGCUGGUAGAGGGAAGGAAAGAGUGACAAAUGGAUAGCUCCAUGUUCCAGUUGGGGUAUCCUUAGGAUGCCUGUCUGUAAAAGGAUCAGGGAAAAUUCUGGUUAGGGAACUUGACAGAGGCUAGAAGUUAGUAAGGAGUCAGUGCAGGUGUAGUUAGGUUGUGAAAUCACAUUGGAGGCCACUCCUGAAUCACUGAGAUCACAGAUGCAUUAGAACAUUGGAAUAUUGAAUAAAAAAGAUACCAUAUAUAGAAGGGGAAAGAAGUUGAUGAAGUGGUCAAAGCUGGACCUGGAGUCAGGAAGAGUCAACUUAAUGAGUUCAAAUCUGAACUCUGACUAGCUGUGUGACUGUUUGCCUUAAUUUCCUCAUCUGUAAAAUAAGCUACAGAAGGCAAUGGCAAACCACUACAGUAUCUUUGCUAACAUAACCCCAAAUGGGGUCAUGAAGAGUUGGAUUUGACUGAAAUGACUGGACAACAGCAAUGCUGUAUUUAAGGCAGACCUUGUUUUAGGUCCUGGGGAUAUAGAUGCAAAGACAACAACAGCAAAAAGUUGAAAGGAUUUCUGACUUAAAAAGAAUUUUCAUUGUUCCAUUAAAAAGGCUGGAGAUGCCUUGAGAUUGUAACUGGCACAUGAACCUGGCCUGAAUUCUUCGAAGUCCCAUUGUGUAAAGAUCAAACAUAUGAUCAUAAUUUUAUUAAGCAAGAGACCUUUAGCUGGCUUAGCUUUUUGCCCAUACUUAUCAACAGAAGGCUAUACAAAUAGAAGUUCUUCUGCUCAGACCUAAAGAGGAAUGUGGAGGGGAGCUAUGUAUCCCCAGCUGGGGCUAGGGGAGAGGUUUGACUUUCCCCAGUAGAGAGAAUAGGACAUAUGAGAGAUCUGGUCUUUUUUCAGCACACAUGGGAUGUUCUUCAUUCAUAUGAAAGUCGCGUUAAUUGGCUCCAGAAUGACAGUGUCUGUGCCCCAUUUCCCAGGGGCUUAUUCCCUGCAAAUCUUUUCUGUCAGUGGGCAAUCUCACGGCUUAUUUUCUGAGGCAUGUAAAUAUUGCAUUGGGAUUCUGGGAGUGGGGGAGCUGGGGAUUGGGAAUAAUCAGACUAGAGGUUAUUAACUACUGGCUAUUUCAUAAUAUAAUGUCCCCAUUUUUGAUGAUCUAGAAGUAAACUUCACUUUUUUAUUAUGAGCACAUGAUUUCAGUUGUUUGAAUCUUUACCUUCCUUCAAGGGUUUCCCUCAAGUACCAGCCUUGAUAGAAAGCAUAUCCUGAUCCUCCCCAGUUAUUAUUUCUUUUGUUGUUCUGCCCUUUCAGUCAUGUCUGACUCUUCAUGACCUCAUUUGAGGUUUUCAUGGCAGAGAUACUGGAGUUGUUUGUCAUUUCUGUCUCUAGUUCAUUUUAUAGUUGAGAAAACGGAGGCCAGUAGGGUGAAGUGACUUGCCCAGGAUAACACAGCUAGUAGGUGUUUGAGGCCAGAUUUGAACUCAGGAAGAGGAAUCUUUUUUAUUUGUAAGACCUGCACUCUGUCCACUGUACUACCUAACUGUCCUCUUACCUCUACUUUGCAUAUAUUUGGUAUAUUCUUAUCCAGGUGGACAUUUUCUUUCUCUUUCAUAGAGUGGUCUUUUCUUGAGGGGAAAGAUUUUCUCUUUUUGCAGUACAUUUCCUUUAUUUAGUAUAGUAACUGGCACAUAGUAGAUGCUUAAUAAAUGCUGAUUAAAAUUUUAAUGCCUCUUCUAGAACUAGCUUACAAACCCCCUCCCCCCAAAACCCUUACCUUUAGUCUUAGAAUCAAUGCUGUGUAUCAGUUCCAAGGAAGAAGAGUGAUAAGUACUAGGCAAUGGGGGUAAAGUGAGUUGCCCAGGGUCACAUAGCUGGGAAGUAGCUGAGGGCAGAUUUGAACCCAGGACCUCCCAUCUCUAUGCCUGGCUCUCAAUCCACUGAGCCUCUUAGCUGCCUCUCUCCCAACUGACUUUUUAAUGCCCCUUAUAGCUUCUAAUCUGGUCAGAUAUUGAAGAUCCAUCUAUUUCUGAUUCCCCUUGAGUUUUAUCAUUCCUGGGGGGGGGUAGCAAAGAGGGGAGAAGGUCUUGCCACAGGUUGCUGUUGGGGGGCAGGACCCUGACUGUAGUGGCAGCCAGUUUCUGGAGUGACUAAUUUCUUUUUAGGUCAAGAGCUACCUAUGUUGAGGACUUCUUGUUUUUACUGUAAGCCAAAGAAUGGGGAGCCUCCUAUUCUGUUCUUGAGUUCAUUGGAUAAUAAUGGUCUGGUCAUUUGUUGUUGCUGCAGAUCAGGUAGUAUUCUAAUAACACUCAAUUAUUUAUUAUAUUUAUUUUCAAUUAUUCCUCUUCCCUCAGUCCUAUGGAAAGUGAGUCUUUGAUGGCUUAUGGCUCUACAGUUCCUUUUCUCUGAGAUUGUCUUCCAUUUACCCUGGUUAUAUCUUGUAGGCUCAUAGUUAUUUGAAUGUCUUCCCUGUUAAACUCUGAGCCCCUUGAGGGGAAGGGAUCUUGGUUUUGCCCCUCAGUUAGCACAGUACCUGGCACAUAUUAGGUGAUUAGUAAUAUUUGAUUGUUGAUUUACUAAUUAAUUUAUGGAUUAAGAGAAUUUGAAGGACUGGUCAGUACUUGAUCAACUCAUUAGAAUUGCAUUGUGGGGUGAGAGGGGAAAGGAACAAGUCCUGGAAGCCGAGGGUGAAACGGAAGGCUGAGAGGGACCAUAGAGAUGGAAACACAGAAUCUCAGAGUUGAAAGGAGCCACAGAAGUCAUCUAGUCCAGUCUGUACCUGAACAAAAAUUUCUACUACAAGCAGCAUCUUUUAAGGACCCUACCACAAGCAACACUCCUGAAAGACCCAUCUUUUUACAGAUAAGAAAACUUAGAAAGAUUGUAUGCUGCCUGGGCAGGAGUCUUAGAAGCUGAUCAGCAUAAUCCUCAAACAGCCAUACCAGGCCCUUCCCCCACCCUGUGAGCAGCAUGCAGGCAGCAUGACGGGCCAUAGGAGAAGUGACCAGAGCCAGCCCCUUUGCUCAGCCAACUGCUGCCAAGGUCACGGCGUGAAUUGCAUCUCAUUGACCAUUCAGCCUUUGGCCUGUGCCCUGACCCUUGUGAAGACGUGAAGCCAUCUGCACUGGCCAUCGGUGUCGUGGGUUGACAAGGAGCCCCCGGCUCCCGCCAUGUCUAUGUACUCCUCAGCUGUCGAGUAGCUCCAGUAGCAACUCUCAGCCUAUCUCAGGGUUUUAUUCUAUUUUUCUUGUCCUUCUCUCCCCUCUCCCCUUUAUUUUUAAUGGUUUUGGUGCCUCUGCAUUUAGGACCAAGUAGGGAGUCAUGGGGGAUCAGCAGAUGUACAAAGCUAAUCAUACAGUCCAUGGUAAUGAGAACCUUUACUACCAACAGCCACCACACAAUGCUCUGAGUGGGGGCAAUGGGAUCAACCACAGUUAUGGGGGCACUGCGUCAGCUGGGGGUGGCAUGGAAGCUUCCCAGACCUCUCCCCUCUCUCCCCACUUCCCCCAGGACUCUCAGGAAAGCCUGGGCCUGGCAACUGGUUCCAAGAAUCUUGGCUUGAUGGACAACUCAAGGCAAGAGAGUUGGGGGGGCCAUGCUGGACCAAACAAUCACAUCCAGCUGCGUGGUGGACUCACCAACCCCAAUGUGAUGUGGGGGGCAUCUGCUCAGGUGGAGCCUGCUGAAGGCUACCCGUACGCCUAUCCUCAGGCCAGUGACCUCCGGGCCCAGAAGAUCACCAGUGGUGUCCUCCACAAAUUGGACUCUUUCACCCAGGUGUUUGCCAACCAGAACCUGAGGAUCCAGGUCAACAACAUGGCCCAGGUGCUCCACAGCCAGUCAUCAGUGAUGGACGGUAGCAAUGACAGUGCCCUCCGCCAGUUACUGUCCCAGAAGCCCUCCGAACCUCAGGCAGUGACCGCGCCUCCCGCCGUACCCCCCCGCUACCAGCAGAUACCCCAUCAGGCCCAUACUGGUUUUGCCAACGGUCCACCAAGACCACCAGCUCUGCAGGGCGGGCAGCACCCCUCCCAAGCCCAUCUGUACUAUGACUACCAACAGCAGAUGGCCCAGAUGCCCGCCCAGGGUGGCCAGCCCAUGCAGAGCCAGCAGAUGCUGCCCCAGCCGAUGCCACAGAUGCAACAGGCCCACUACUACCUGCAGCAGCCCCAGUCAGGACAGCAGCGGAUUCCCAUCCCAGAUAUGCAGCAGCAGCAGCAGCAACAGCAGCAGCAGCAGCAGCAGAGCAGGGCCCAGCAGCUGCUGCCACCACCGCCCCCCCAGCGACCCUGCUCCAUACAAUUACCUCAUUAUUAUCCAACACAGCCCAUGAUGCCCCAGUUACAGCAGCAGCAGCAGCAGCAGCCACAGCCGCCACCAAUGCAACUCCAGCCCUCCUCCUAUCACAGGGAGCCUGGCCCCAAAUCUGUGCAUGAUCCCCACCAGUACUCCCAGGAGCAGGCCAGCCACCCAGUCCAGCUCAUCCAGCUGGGAUCUGUGCCCCAGUACUUCUAUCAGGACCCUCAGCCGCAGUACAGCCGGCACUUCUACCAGCAGAGCCUCCUGCAGCAGCAGCAGCAGCAGCAGCAACAGCAUCGGGACAAUGUGCAACAGAAGAGUUACCAGGGUGACCGGCAAGCCAUGCUGGCCUCCCAUGGCGGACUGGGGCUCCCCGACCCAGGGGUGGAGGAGAUGAACUCAGUGGGCAACAGUCUCACCCAUAGACCUCUCCUGUCACAAGUGGGGAUUCACCUCAACAGCAAAGGACCCCCGCACCCGCAGCUGUCUCCUGGCUCUGUGUGGUCCCAGAUGCAUCUCUCUGAUGGCCGAGCCCAGCCAGUGUCCCCUGAUCCAAGUGCUCAGCCCCCAGGGGCAUUUGGGGAACAACUCGAUGCUAAGAACAAAUUGACGUGUUCCAUCUGCUUCAAGGAGUUCAAGAGUCUGCCUGCCCUGAACGGCCAUAUGAGGUCGCACGGGGGCAUGCGAGCCUCCCCCAACUUCAAGCAGGAGGAAGGAGAGAAGGCUCUGCAGCUCCAGCCACCUCUGCCACCCCAGCAGCAGCAGCCACCGCCGCCACCGCUGCCGCCCCAGUCGCAGCUCCCUCCUGAGGUGGAAAACCCCCUUCCUAUCGUCAUGCCCGUGUCUGUCCCUGUCAAGCUUCUCUCACCUGAGCCCAGUCCACAGGUCAUCACCAACAACAUCACUGCUGCCAGAGACAAGCCGGCCAGCUCCAUGUCGGACGACGAGAUGCCCGUUCUCGUGAGGAUGACCCUCUCUCCCCCGAAUUCACCCAAAGUGGCUGCCCCCUGUGCACCCUCUGAAAUUCCCAGAAAGCAUCAGCCAGGCAUGGCCAGAGCUGAAGAACACUUUAAGCCCACCCAGGACAAGAAGAAAUACCGUCACCGUCCAGAACCACUCUUCAUCCCCCCUCCCUCCUUCAACCAGAACGCCUCCUCUUACUCAGCCGCCACCUUGUAUCAGAGCCAGCUACGAUCCCCGCGCAUCCUCGGGGACCACCUCCUGGACCCUGCCCAUGAGCUGCCUCCCUACACGCCCCCACCUAUGCUGAGCCCUGUCCGGCAGGGUUCUGGCCUCUUCAGCAAUGUCAUCAGCACCUCCUCUCAAGGUGUCCCCCACCCGCAGCUGCCACUCACUCCUCUGACACCCACACCUCGAGUGCUCCUCUGCCGCUCGAACAGCGUUGAUGGUGGCAACCCAGCACUCACACCAGGCCUUGGGGAACAGUCAGUGGACAUUGAACCACGCAUCAACAUUGGUGUGAGAUUCCAAGCAGAGAUCCCUGAACUUCAGGAUGUGUCUUCCCUCUGCAAUGACACACACAAGGCCACACUGGUGUGGAAACCCUGGCCAGAGCUGGAAAACAAAGAAUUCCAAAAGAGAGUGGAAAAUUUGCUGAAUUUGUGUUGCUCAAGCGCAUUGCCAGGAGGAGGGACAAAUUCUGAAUUUGCCUUGCACUCCCUCUUUGAGGCCAAAGGUGAUAUUAUGGCUGCUUUGGAAAUGCUCCUGCUGAAGAAACCCAUCAGAUUUAAAUGUCAUCCUUUAGCAAAUUAUCACUAUGCUGGAUCGGACAAGUGGACCUCCCUAGAAAGAAAACUAUUUAACAAAGCACUAGCCACUUACAGCAAAGAUUUUAUUUUUGUACAGAAGAUGGUGAAGUCUAAGACUGUGGCCCAAUGUGUUGAGUACUACUACACAUGGAAAAAAAUCAUGCGCUUAGGGCGGAAACAUCGAACGCGCCUUGCUGACAUCAUAGAUGAUUGCGCGGUCAAUGGCACACUUAGGAAGACACCUCUGGGUGGAACAAAGACAAGUGAAGAAGAGGAGGAAAUAGAAGAUGAUGAUGACCUGGAAGAAGACAGAAAGUCCACAAAGGACGAUGACCCAGAUGUGCAGAAGUCCCCAGAUCCUCCCCCCAUCACGCUUGUGGCACCCAUAGACCUGCCAUCGCUUCAGAGCCUUACACCCUCCUCCGUCUCCUUUGUCUGUGAAAUGCCAAACUGUGGUGCUGUGUUCAGUUCUCGGCAGGCACUGAACGGCCAUGCUCGCAUCCACGGUGGUACAAACCAGGUUGCCAAAGCCCGGUGCUCAGUUCCCCCUGCAAAGCAGAAACAAGGUGCCCAGAGUGGGUACUGCUCUGUGAAGAGCUCACCAGCUCACAGCACAACGAGUGGUGAGACCGACCCAACCACUGUCUUCCCCUGCAAGGAAUGUGGAAAGGUGUUUUUCAAGAUCAAAAGCCGUAAUGCCCACAUGAAGACCCACAGGCAACAGGAAGAACAACAGAGGCAAAAAGCCCAGAAAGCUGCAGUCGCCGCCGAAAUGGCAGCUGCUAUCGAGAGGACUACUGGGCCAGUGGGACCUGGGUUGAUUCCCUUGGACCAUCUGAGUUUAAUAAAACAUGUGGAAGAUGUGGACAUUCUUGGUGACGAUGUCGUCCAGGAGUUGGGAGGUGUCAUGGAACAGACUGAAGUCGUGGGCACAGAUCUCCUCUUGGAUGAUGACACCACUCUGCUUCAGGGUGACACAGAACUGUAAAGAACCCCGCGUCUCCGAGAGACAGUUCAGGCCCUUGGAGCUCAUCCUUACUGGUCAGGAAUCCAUGACUGCCUGCUUCAUUUGCAACUAUUUUAAACUACCUGUUUUUAAAAGGAGUUCCUUUUAUUCAGGUCUAAAAAACAAGAAAAUCCUUAUUUUUUUCCCUUUUCUAAAAAAAAAAAAGAAAGAGAAAGAAAAAAAUUUUGUGGGGGGUGGGGGGAAAUAAAUAAUUGGCACAAAUAUCUUUAAGAAAUGUUUCAUCUGGGUAAUGUUCUCACGAGUUAACUCCUGACAGCUACUGAAGAUGGGUCCCCCACCCUACCCUGGCGUUUUGUUGGAAAUAUCUCAAAUCUCAGGCCUCACGUUUGCAUUUUUCCCAAAGCUUCCCAUAUCCCUUCACACGUUCACAUGGAGGGUGCUACAGAUUUAGGUUGAGGACUCGGGCCACGCAAGAGUCCAUAUCCCAUUAUGUCUUUGUAGCUGGAUGCAGUAAAUUGGGCAAAAUGAGUCUUUUUAUGUCAUUCCUUCAAACACAUCCUUGGAUAAGUUGAGCCAAUGUGAAAUGAAGGUCCAUCUCCCCGCUGCCUUUCUCGUCAAUGGUUCUCUUUACAGGAAUCGAUGUGCUGUGUAUUCUCAGGCUUCUCUCCAUUGGGUUCUUAAUAAGGCAGUCAUUGGCCAUUCCCUGAGCUGGGAGGACAGGAACCUGCUUGGGAAGGAAAUACUGGUUAGGAGGCUCAUAUUCAGUGACCUGACCCUCCUGGGGUAUUAGACGGGGAGAGGAGGAUCCCUGGCUACAUGCCUAAAGAAGGGAGGUACACGAAUGGAGAAGCGGGGCAGUUCUUCCAUUUGUAGGGAAGACGAGCGAGUUGUGGACUCCCAAAGGUAAGGAUUUGUCUUAAAAAGGCUUUUCUUUAUGGAACAUAGUAGCUGGUUGGAGGCUCAUAUUCCCUUUAGGACCCCUGUUCAGGGGAGCCCAAAAUAAGACCUUGGGCCAUUUAGAAGUACUGUGAAAACUCAUUAGGAUUUAGCUUAGGCUCAGAUGCUGGACUGAAGUUUACCUCUGCACUAACUAUGGGAUGGGAAAGGGGUUUGCCAAGCCAACUAGUGGUAAUAAAUGGGAAAUAAUUGAGUGAAGGCUCAUGGUGAUUCCAUGCAUCCCUUUGGCCACGAUGUCCUAGGAUUCAGACCCGGAAUAUACUUAAUAUGAAUGAUUUCCUAAAGUAACUUUCAGGAUUCUCUCAAGACACAGCUGGGUUCCCCCUUCCCUUGACCCUGACAGCAGUGUUACUGUGCAUACUUGAAAGGAAUAAAUCUUCAACUCUUUUGCAAGUCAUUUAUAAUAGCUCAGAUACUUUUCCACUUCAGACAAGACGAACCGUCUUCCAUGAUACUUAGAGAAACUAGGUAGGUUCCAGGAUUGGGACCCAAUCUGGUAGGGAACAGAGUUCUCAGACAACCACUGUAAAAUAAAUGCCAUGUGACUUUUUAAACCUUUGGGGGGACUCCUGACCACCUUUCUCCCCACCCAUCUUUUCUAAUUCUCUUAUCUCUGAGGUCCCUGGUUCCUUGUGCCAAUCUAGUGAGUGAUUGACCCUCAUCAGUGGCUUGGCCUUGGACAGGAUUAGAGAAGGAGUAAGGGACUUUCAGGAGGGAAGGGCCUGGCCACUUCUUACAGGGGCCUUUCAAAACCCCCAGGUAACGCCUCUCCAGGAAAAGUCAUCAUCGUCACACAGGCAGCUUGGCCUCAUACCUAGCUUGUGCACAAAAACCUCAGAGAAUGACAAAAAUAUAAGCAAAUGAGCCUCAUUUCAAUCAACUGUGCUUUUAAAAAAUGGAAUUUCCUCGGUUUCUUCUUCCUCUGCUUAAUAUACAUAUGUAUCUGUAUGUAUACAUACAUAUAUGUAUAGUUGUGUGUCAUUCAUUGCCAUUUCAGAUCAGUUUUGAGACCUCAGAUUUCAUGCAUUUUUAAAUGAACUUUUUUUUUUGCAUGUAUUGAGGGAUUUCUGGCAGUUUCCCCCAUGUUGUGAAACUGUUCCAGAACUAUUCAACCCAGGAUCUUCCAUCUACUGAGUGUCACAGUUGGACCAAUUAUGCCCUUAUGUGGAUAGGACACAAUAUUUAGUAGAAUAAUUCUAAGGUGGCUCUGUUUCUGGGGCCAAGGUCACAGCAGCCUCUGGGAUCUGAAAGGAUGUCUGUCAAACUUAAAAACACAGAGUUUAUAAAAGCAGCGAGUGCAUUAUUUAAAGAUGACCCAUAUAUACCAAUUUUCAACAUUAAAGAGACAAAACUCAGACGGCACAAUUUUAUUUAACUUUCCACUUGGCACAAUUUUAUUUAACUUUCCACUUGGUUCCACAUAAUACUAUUGAUGUGAAAUAACCAAAGAAUUCUCCCCUCCCAGACAGACGGGUCCGGGUCCUGAAUUAAUAUUUCCUGAUCGUUUCUACAUAAGAGAAUCAAAUUUGUAUGAAAAGAAUGCACUUACCCUUUUUACUUUUAUUUUUUGUUAAGAAAAAAAAAGAUUCUGCCUGCAUCAAUAUCUUGUUUUGGCUUCCUCCCCUCUAAAAGGAAAAAAAAAACACUUCAUCUUUAACGGUUAAUGAUUUCAACAAGGUUGAUGUUUACUUUCAGAUGUUUUCACUAGUGAAUUUAGCCCUCUUUGAGAAAGCUUGUACAGAAAAAGUGAACAGAUAUAUUUUAUGGGGAAAAAAAGCCCACCUUAUUUUCAGAUAUAUUUAACUGCUGUUAUAUUUUAUUAGCAGAAGGGUGUAAAUAUUUUCUAGGAGUUCUAUUGUAAAGAAGAGUAUUUUUGAAAAAAAAUUUAAUGUAUUAAAAAGGAAAACAACAUUUUAAAGUUGUGGUUAUGUUCAGUUCCUGUUAUUACUUCCUGAUGUUCUGUUCUCAAAAGUGUUCUCAACGGCUCGUUUGCAUGCCUUCUCCUUGCUAGAUGUAAUUUAUUCAAGUUUAUGCCGGUUUUGAGUUUGAUUUCAUGAUCUUUGGUGUGUUUGGCUGUAUUUUCCCAGCAUGCAGUAUACUUGGUACAUUGCCAAAGCUCUUUGUAUGACAUAUUCAUAGUAUUUCCUUUUGUGAUGUGUUGUGUUUGUGUGUAUGUGUGCUUUUUUUUAAAGAAAGAAAAAAUAAAGAAUUUUAUGUCACA